Molecule: messenger RNA, 1321 nt
Organism: Drosophila takahashii
Lineage: Eukaryota; Metazoa; Arthropoda; Insecta; Diptera; Drosophilidae
Product: heme A synthase COX15
Biological process (GO): heme A biosynthetic process
Cellular component (GO): mitochondrial inner membrane
Molecular function (GO): oxidoreductase activity, acting on NAD(P)H, heme protein as acceptor
Source: RefSeq, a predicted model, not a curated record
CGGUCAUACUUGCAGCCUGCGGCAUUUGUAAAUAUAGUUAAAAACCCAAAUAACUAUUUAAAUAUUUGUUCUAGACAAUAAUAAGUCACUUAAUUUAAUUAACACAAUGCUGCGAAUGCUCCAGAAGAGAACCAGCCUCAUAAAGCUAUUGGUACCCGGCCCCCGGCUUCAUCAAACUAUUGCGCAAACGGCGAUAAAGGAAAUCCCAGUGAUUAAACCCAUAAGUAUUCCAAAGAGCGACAAAAUCGUGGGAAGAUGGUUCCUCGGAGUCAGCGGCAUGGUCUUUGUGGCCGUUGGUCUGGGCGGCGUAACCAGAUUGACAGAGUCCGGACUUUCUAUGGUCACCUGGAAGCUGACGGGUGAACGGCUGCCCAGAACGCAGGAGGAAUGGGUAAAGGAGUUCACACUGUACCAGCAGUAUCCGGAGUACAAGUUAAAGAAUGUUAACAUGACAGUGGAGGAGUUCAAGUUCAUAUUCAUGAUGGAGUACAUGCACCGAAUGUGGGGACGUGCCAUUGGCGGCUUCUUCCUACUGCCCGCCGCUUACUUCUGGAGGAAGGGAUACUUCAGUGCCAAGACCAAGAAGAGCGUCCUGCUGCUGGGCACCCUGAUCGGUCUGCAGGGUCUGAUGGGCUGGUACAUGGUCAAGUCGGGACUGGAGGACCGCUUCCAGGAUCCCAACGAUGUGCCGCGGGUAUCCCAGUACAGAUUGGCCUCGCACCUGGCAGCUGCCUUCAUCCUGUACUCACUCUCCCUGUCGCGAGCCCUGUCCCUGCUGAUUCCCACGAAUACGUUCGUGAUUCAAGCCAAGAAAGCAUUUAAUAUCAAGGGCCUAACGCACCUCACUAAGGCCAUGGUCCUGCUGACUGCCGUUUCGGGGGCUUUUGUGGCCGGACUAGACGCCGGGUUGGUGUACAACUCCUUCCCCAAGAUGGGCGACAGUUGGAUCCCCGACGACAUGUGGAAGUUUGAGCCGAUUCAGAAGAACAUAACCGAGAAUCCCACGACAGUGCAGUUCAAUCACCGAAUCCUGGGCAUCAGCACAGUGACCCUAACCACAGCUCUGUGGCUGGUGACCAGGAGGAUGAAGCUGCCGAAGCGGGCCAACUGGGCCAUCAACGCCGUGGUGGCCAUGGCCUGGACACAGGCCACUCUGGGCGUGACCACCUUGCUUAACUACGUGCCCGUUCCUCUGGCGACUGCCCAUCAAUCCGGGUCGCUGAUACUCCUUAGUUUUGCAUUGUGGCUAUCCCACGAGGUUCGACUGCUGAAGUAUCUGCCAAAGUAAAGGGGCAAAUAAAUAAUCGUUUGUUGAAACUAA